Molecule: messenger RNA, 2634 nt
Organism: Dryobates pubescens (Downy woodpecker)
Lineage: Eukaryota; Metazoa; Chordata; Aves; Piciformes; Picidae
Gene: LRRC8C
Product: leucine rich repeat containing 8 VRAC subunit C
Exons: 3
Coding region: 130-2538 (802 amino acids)
Molecular function (GO): protein binding
Source: RefSeq, a predicted model, not a curated record
GCAGCCUCUCCGCCCCGCCCGGCCCUGCCUUGCCCGCCGCGCUUAGCACCGUACCGCAUCGCGGAAUGAUCGUACCCGGUUGCUGCCGCCCGUGACCCCACGCCCCCCGCCCGGACGCGGACCAGGAAGAUGAUUCCCGUGACCGAGUUCCGGCAGUUCUCGGAGCAGCAGCCGGCAUUCAGAGUGCUGAAGCCCUGGUGGGAUGUGUUCACAGACUAUCUCUCCGUCGCCAUGCUGAUGAUCGGUGUGUUCGGGUGCACAUUACAGGUCAUGCAAGACAAGAUAAUAUGCCUUCCAAAGCGUGUGCUGCCUUGCCAGAACCAAUCUAAUAGUUCAAAUGUGUUUAACACAAUCCCAGACACAACCCCCAUUCCUCCACCCAAGCCAUCCACCCCUCCAGCUACAGUUGAAAUGAAAGGACUGAAGACUGAUUUGGACCUUCAGCAAUACAGCUUUAUAAAUCAGGUCUGCUAUGAACGUGCUCUGCACUGGUAUGCCAAGUACUUCCCUUACCUCGUCCUUAUACACACGCUGGUCUUCAUGCUCUGUAGUAACUUUUGGUUCAAAUUCCCUGGAUCAAGCUCCAAAAUUGAACACUUCAUUUCAAUACUUGGGAAAUGUUUUGAUUCUCCCUGGACAACAAGAGCCUUAUCUGAAGUGUCAGGGGAAGACUCUGAAGAGAAGGAUAACAGGAAGAACAACAUAAACAAGUCUAAUACUGGUCAGCCAAGCACUGAAGGCACUUUGGUGAAGACACAGUCUUUAAAAUCAAUCCCGGAGAAGUUAGUUGUGGAUAAGGGAACGCCUGGGGCAUUAGAUAAGAAAGAAGGUGAACAGGCCAAAGCACUGUUUGAAAAGGUGAAGAAAUUUAGGCUGCACGUUGAGGAAGGUGAUAUACUCUACGUCAUGUACGUUCGCCAGACUGUACUUAAGGUGAUUAAAUUCCUUAUUAUAAUUGCCUACAACACAGCACUUGUCUCAGAAGUUAAUUUUACAGUAGUCUGUAAUGUUGAUAUCGAAGACAUGACAGGAUAUAAGAAUUUUUGCUGUAAUCACACAAUGGCACAUCUGUUCUCUAAACUUUCUUACUGCUACCUAUGCUUUGUAAGCAUCUACGGCCUCACAUGCCUUUAUACACUCUAUUGGCUGUUCUACCGCUCGCUGAAAGAAUAUUCUUUUGAAUAUGUUCGGCAAGAGACAGGAAUCGAUGACAUCCCCGAUGUCAGGAAUGACUUUGCUUUUAUGCUUCACAUGAUCGAUCAGUAUGAUCCUCUCUAUUCCAAGCGGUUUGCUGUCUUCCUGUCUGAAGUCAGUGAAAACAAACUGAAACAGCUGAACCUAAACAACGAGUGGACUGCAGACAAGCUGCGACAGAGGCUGCAGACGAACUCCCAUAGCCAUUUGGAGCUGCAGCUUUUCAUGCUCUCUGGACUACCAGACACAGUUUUUGAAAUUACUGAGCUGCAGUCAUUGAAACUUGAGAUAAUUAAUAACGUAAUGAUCCCGGCAACCAUUGCACAGCUGGACAAUCUCCAGGAGCUCUCUUUGCACCAGUGCUCCGUGAAGAUCCACAGCGCCGCCUUGGCAUUUCUGAAGGAGAAUCUCAAGAUCUUGAGCGUCAAGUUCGAUGACAUCAGAGAACUUCCACACUGGAUGUAUGGCCUCAGAAAUUUGGAGGAGCUGUAUUUAAUUGGCUCCCUAAGUCACGAUAUUUCCAAAAACAUUACACUGGAGUCUUUUCGGGAGCUUAAAAGCCUUAAAGUUCUUUACGUAAAGAGUAAUUUGUCCAAAAUCCCACAAUCUGCAGUUGAUGUUUCAAGUCACCUGCAAAAAUUGUGCAUCCAUAAUGAUGGCACGAAGUUAGUGAUGCUCAACAACCUGAAGAAGAUGGUCAAUCUGACACAGCUGGAAUUAGUUCAUUGUGAUUUAGAGCGCAUACCUCACGCAGUCUUCAGCCUUCUCAGUCUUCAGGAAUUGGAUCUAAAGGAAAACAACCUCAAAUCCAUUGAAGAAAUAGUAAGUUUUCAACAUCUGCGAAAACUGACAAUCCUAAAGCUGUGGUACAACAGUAUCACAUACAUUCCAGAGCAUAUAAAGAAGCUCACCAGUCUUGAACGACUUUCCUUCAGCCAUAACAAGAUUGAAGUUCUUCCAUCCCACCUGUUCCUAUGCAACAAAAUCAGAUAUCUGGAUUUGUCUUACAAUGACAUUCGCUUUAUCCCACCUGAAAUAGGAGUCCUGCAGAGUUUACAGUACUUCUCCAUUACUUGCAACAAAGUGGAGAGCGUGCCAGACGAACUAUACUUUUGCAAAAAACUGAAGACUCUGAAAAUUGGGAAAAACAACCUGUCGGUUCUCUCACCUAAGAUUGGUAACUUGGUAGUCCUCUCCCACUUGGAUAUUAAAGGCAAUCACUUUGAAAUCCUCCCUCCUGAGCUUGGUGAAUGUAGAGCUCUGAAGCGGACUGGUUUCACUGUAGAGGACACCUUAUUUGAAACGUUGCCUUCUGACGUCAGGGAACAAAUGAAAGCUGAGUAACUUCUCACGGAGUUUUACAGAAACAACGCUUCUACCAAAUAGCCUGUAGAAACGGCAUACUCCGAGUAUGCACUUAGGUUUGGCAUUGGGGUUUUU